AUGGCCGCCCCCAAGCGGUUUCCCACGCUCGUUCAGCUGGAGCAGCGAGAAGGGACGCUCUUCGAGGUGCUCGGUAACCUCACCAAGCGGCCCUACUGGUUUCACUCCGAGUACCUGAAGAGUCCGAGGGCAAUUCACCUGGAGGCCUGGCUGGUGGAAGCAAUCUUCGGCCUGGGCGGAGAGCACAUCCCGCAUGUCGAGUGUGUGUCGCAGACCCUGCUUCACGUUAAUCAGUGGGACCCGGACGGCGAGGCUGAGAUCUUGAUAUUUGGACGGCCUUAUUACCAGAAGGAUGUAUACACGAUGAUCAUGAACUUGGCCGACUAUCACCGCCAACUCCGGGCGCAAAGUUCUGAGAAGCCUCCUGCCCGGGAGGCGGCGACCCAGCGGUCCCCCAGUGCAGUCCGACAGGCGGCGACCCAUCUGUGCCCCAGCGAAGCCCGGGAGGCCGGGACCCAGCGGUCCCCCUGCGCGGUCCGACAGGCGGCCACCCAGCGGUCCCCCGGCACAGCCCGGGAGGCGGCCACCCAGCGGUCCCCCGGCGCAGCCCGGGAGGCGGCCACCCAGCGGUCCCCCGGCGCUGCCCGGGAGGCGGCGACCCAGCGGUCCCCCGGCGCAGCCCGGGAGGCGGCGACCCAGCGGUCCCCCGGCGCAGCCCGGGAGGCGGCCACCCAGCGGUCCCCCGGCGCUGCCCGGGAGGCGGCGACCCAGCGGUCCCCCGGCGCAGCCCGGGAGGCGGCGACCCAGCGGUCCCCCGGCGCAGCCCGGGAGGCGGCGACCCAGCGGUCCCCCGGCGCAGCCCGGGAGGCGGCGACCCAGCGGUCCCCCGGCGCAGCCCGGGAGGCGGCCACCCAGCGGUCCCCCGGCGCAGCCCGGGAGGCGGCCACCCAGCGGUCCCCCGGCGCAGCCCGGGAGGCGGCCACCCAGAGCUUCCCCGAAGCUAUCCAGGGUCCGGUUACCAGGUUCUGA
Molecule: messenger RNA, 969 nt
Organism: Mesoplodon densirostris (Blainville's beaked whale)
Lineage: Eukaryota; Metazoa; Chordata; Mammalia; Artiodactyla; Ziphiidae
Gene: KHDC3L
Product: KH domain containing 3 like, subcortical maternal complex member
Exons: 3
Coding region: 1-969 (322 amino acids)
Cellular component (GO): apical cortex; protein-containing complex
Molecular function (GO): RNA binding
Source: RefSeq, a predicted model, not a curated record